AUGGACAUCACACUCCUGCCAGCUCUGAAAGACUGGAGAAAUCGAGAAGCUGAGACGAGCAGGCCGAGGAGAAGGAGGCUUAUGCACGGAGUGGUUCGCACAGCCCCGCAUCACGUGAUAUGUCGGCUGAACCUUAGUUUCCACAUUUCCAUGAAAGUGGAUAAGGUUAACGUCCUUGCAAGCGCUAUCCUAAUGGCGACCGAAAAAGAAACGCUUCUUGUUAAUCUGAUCAGAGGCCUUAGUAGCGCCAUUCUUAAUUCUAUUUCAGACCUUAUCCCCACGCUCCAAGACAAGACUCAAGCUUCCCAACUAUGUCGAGAAUCUCAGCGCUUGCUGAUAUGGGGCAAUGACCUGGGAAUUAGGGUUGGAGAGGUAGAGAAACUUCUAGAAGGCGAGGACGAGUUGCAAUACAGUAUUGUGACGCUACAUAUGAUGAUUGCCCAAAGCCUAAUCACUGCUGCGGAAGUAACCGCAACAAUUGACCGCCUAUUGCGCCUCGCUCCAUUUUUAGAACAGUAUAUGAAAACAAAAGCCGACGAAACUGUGCCUAAAUCGAACAAUCGCAUAUCAGAAUUAGGUAGAACAGAAGCUGAAGUAUACAUUGACCGUAUACUUACACGGUUUCCACAAGCCUCCCAUGAACACGUUCGAACAAUUGCAGAUUCGAGGCUCUCUCGAAUGAAGGCACUGUACUCGCAGAGUCAUCAAUGUUCUCAUUCAACUAAGGAAUUCGACGCUGAGAGUAAGCUCGAAAUUGCUGGAAGUGAUCACAAAAUUACGUCACAAGGAUCUAUUUCCGACUCAGAAUUAGCAAAAUACUUGGAGUCGAUUGAACAGACCAUUCUUGAUGAUACUGAAAUACCAUUUCCAAGCUUACCGAAAAGCGGUGAAAAGGGAGAUGGGGAAGCCGAUUGUGGUAUAUGUGGCAAGAAAAUACGAAUUGAGCAAGGAACCCGGAAGUGGAGAUCGCAUAUUGUUGAGGACUAUAGGCCUUAUAUAUGCCUUGAAAAACACUGCCCCUAUGGUGUCGCCUUGUUCAGUCAUCUGCUAGAUUUCCACGACCAUUCGAAGGUUUCCCACGGUACAAAAUUACGGUGGACUUGUAAACUCUGCGGAUCAAAAACAUUUGCUGCAAGGUCUCAGCUGCAAUACCACUCAGAAACAGUUCACUAUAUUCCGGCAGAUGCAGCUAUAGGGCUAUGCGAACUGUGGCAAGAAGAAAUUCCCACCCAGGAAGGAGAGACGGAGUGCUUUUUCUGUAGCGAGGGUUAUGGAAGCCAGCCCUAUGCGAGGAUAACUCAUUUGGCUCGCCAUAUGAUAGAAAUCGCUCUACUAAAUCCUGUUCCAGUCCCCGAAAAGGAAACAGCUAACUGGAAACGAUUAAUUGACCCAGAGAUGAGCAGUAGUUUACCUUUACUUCCAAAAUCAAUCCCAGUGGACUACACACAUAAGGCGGAGCUUCAAUCAAGACCUUUUCAUUUUCUUGAAGACACUUUUCCGCUUUCGAAUGUCUCCCCGCGUACUACCGCCGCGGAGGAUUUUAAAGUCGCCGCAACACCGCCGCAGGGAGGGUUGGAAGAACAGAACGAGGCUGACAUACCUCAUAGCCCUGCAACCAGUGCCGGCUUCACCCUGGAAGAGUUACAUAGUGACGACGACGAUUGCCUUAUUCCAUUUCAGCAGCCAACAUCUAUCGAAGAACCCGAUGACCAAGAUCCUACGAGAGUGGCCGAGGAACCGACUCCUAUUAGCAAACUCGAACAUCUUUGCGAUAUCUCAGACGGCUCUGACGAGGAAGAACAACAGCGGGUGUACCGGAGGAAGAAGAAACGUUGGAGUGCCGGCAUAUUCAAACGAAGCUAUAGCCAAAGUGUCGAAGCCGAUUCCGACGAGGACGACUUUGGCGAGUCUCUCGAAUCUCAUGACGUCGGGUCAUCUGCUAGGAGGCUGCGGCGAAGGGUGAGAGGGCCUGGUGACCGCUCAUCGCUUAUAUUUGAGGACAUGGGACUCUCUAUUGCGAAUAAUAUUGCAGAAGUUGAGGAGCCGCAGUCAGAGCGAAUAUAUCUACCAAAGGGGCCACCGUCAAUUCCUUCUGAUGAUGACAAUUUCACAUUAGAUCAGCUGCCUUUCUGGACGGUCUCAGAACCUAUGGACCUGGAAAUUGAUUCGUCGUAG
Messenger RNA from Lindgomyces ingoldianus, 2175 nucleotides. RefSeq lists its product as uncharacterized. Lineage: Eukaryota; Fungi; Ascomycota; Dothideomycetes; Pleosporales; Lindgomycetaceae. The transcript is spliced from 3 exons. The record is from RefSeq and is a predicted model, not a curated record. Bases 1 to 2175 code for a protein of 724 amino acids.